CUCAAGUCUGAUGGCGGUUUGUUUUUGUCGGUGAAUGGAAAAAAUAAAUAAAACUCUGCUUUGAUUUAUCUGGCUUUUCUUUUUUUAAAAAUAAUAAUUUAAAUAUUAAAUAUGAUUCACGAGCUGCUCUUGGCGCUCAGCGGAUACCCCGGAACCAUCUUCACAUGGAACAAGCGGACUGGUUUACAGGUGUCCCAGGACCUUCCCUUCCUUCACCCCAGUGAGACCAGUGUCCUGAACCGGCUGUGCAAACUGGGCUCAGAUUACAUUCGCUUCACUGAGUUCAUAGAGCAGCACACCGGCCACGUUCAUCAACAAGAACAUCACACCAACCAGCCGAACCAGACGGGUCUUCAUGGAAUCUACCUGCGAGCGUUUUGCACCGGACUGGACUCCAUGCUACAGCCGUACCGACAGGUGCUGCUGGACCUCGAACAGGAAUUCCUGGGAGACCCACAUCUGACGAUAUCCCACGUGAAUUACAAGCUCGACCAGUUUCAGUUGCUGUUUCCCUCCGUUAUCUUGGUGGUGGAAACUAUAAAGUCACAGAAGAUCCAUGGCUGUCAGAUCCUGGAGACGGUGUACAAGCACAGCUGCGGGGGGCUUCCUCCGGUGCGCAUGGCUUUAGAAAAGAUUCUGGCCGUGUGUCACGGUGUGAUGUACAAGCAGCUCGCCGCCUGGAUGCUGCACGGGCUGCUGCUGGACCAAAGCGAGGAGUUUUUCAUCAAGCAGGGCCCCAGCGCAGGAGGCGCCGCCGCCAACCAGGACGAGGAGGAGGAGGACUUGGGACUGGGCGGUCUGAGUGGAAAACAGCUGAGAGAGCUGCAGGACCUGCGGCUGAUCGAGGAGGAAAACAUGCUGGCGCCGUCUCUGCAGCAGUUCUCUCUGCGAACAGAGAUGCUGCCGUCUUACUUUCCCAUCCGGGUGGCAGAGAAGAUUCUGUUUGUGGGCGAGUCAGUUCAGAUGUUUGAAAACCACAACCACAGCCCGUCCAGAGCCGGCUCCAUCCUGAAACACCAGGAGGACACGUUUGCUGCCGAGCUGCACAGACUCAAGCAGCAGCCUCUGUUCAGCUUGGUGGACUUUGAGAAUGUGAUCGACGGGAUCCGGAGCACCGUGGCCGAGCAUCUCUGGACGCUGAUGGUGGAGGAGGCGGAUCUGCUGGAGCAGCUCAAGAUCGUUAAGGAUUUCUACCUGUUGGGCCGCGGGGAGCUCUACCAGGUUUUCAUCGACCUCGCCCAGCAGAUGCUGAAGGCGCCGCCAACGGCCGUCACUGAGCACGACGUGAACGUUGCCUUCCAGCAGGCGGCGCACAAGGUUCUCCUGGAUGACGACAACCUGCUGCCUCUGCUGCAUCUCACUGUGGACUACCAGGGGAAAGACGCCAAAGAGGCGUCGGGUCCCAGAGACGGAGCCACUCCUCCUCAGGACUCGUCUCCUCGGGAGGCUCCGCCCACCGGCUGGGCGGCCCUUGGCCUGGCCUACAAGGUCCAGUGGCCGCUGCACAUCCUCUUCACUCCCGCCGUCCUGGAGAAGUACAACGUGGUGUUCAGGUACCUGCUCAGCGUGCGGCGGGUCCAGUCGCAGCUGCAGCACUGCUGGGCUCUGCAGAUGCAGAGGAAGCACCUGAAGUCCAGCCAAUCAGAUGCAGUGAAGUGGAGGCUACGCAACCACAUGGCGUUCCUCAUCGACAACCUGCAGUACUACCUGCAGGUGGACGUCCUGGAGUCUCAGUUCUCUCAGCUGCUGCAGCAGAUCAACUCCACCAGAGACUUUGAGAGCAUCCGAUUGGCCCACGAUCAUUUCCUCAGCAACCUGCUGGCUCAGUCCUUCAUCCUGCUCAAGCCGGUUUUCCACUGUCUGAGCGAGAUCCUGGACUUGUGUCAGAGCUUCUGCUCUCUGGUGGGGCAGAGCGCGGCGCCGCUGGACGAUCGCGGAGCAACUCAGCAGCUGGACCUGCUGGUAAAGGGUUUCCGGCGCCAGUCGUCCCUGCUCUUCAAAAUCCUCUCCAGCGUGAGAAACCAUCAGAUCAACUCGGACCUGGCGCAGCUGCUGCUGCGUCUGGACUACAACAAGUACUACACACAGGCCGGCGGCACGCUGGGCGGGGUUUAAGAGGAGCCGGAAGACGAGAACCAGAAAAUUCACCUCGAUCUCAAACUCCUCCGGACUCGUUGCUUCAGUCGCCGUUUGGACUUUUCACACAGUUAAAGCAGCAGUUUAGGCUCAUUUCUCACAUAAAAGAAUAUUUAGGCUGCUUAGUAAAACCGGAAGGAUUUAAAAUAUAUUUUUGGGCUGGAGUACUGGGAAUGUUGCACAUUAGGCUGGGUUGAGGUUCUAACGACUCCAGCAGAUUCAUUCAGAUUCCUGCAAGAACAAAUAAGUCACAGUGAAGUUCUUCCAUCACAAAACUGAAAAUAAAAGAAAAAGGAUUGGCUAAUCAAUCAGCAUUCAACUUAUUAAAUGCCCACAUAUUCCUCCAAAUAAAAUUUAUCCAAAUUUCAUUUUUAAACCAAUGUUUAAUUUCAUAAAGAAUCAUGUUAAUCUAAUGUAUUUGAUGCAUUUACUUUCUUUUUUUACAAGUUAGAAAAGUGUAAAUAUUUGACUGAAUACUUGGUUCUGGAGAUAUUUUGGGGCUCUUGAUUCCUGCAGUGAUGUGAGGAUUUAGCGUCUCCAUCCAACAGGGAGGUGAGGAAAAGAAACAUUUUCACUACUCAGACAUUUUCUAGACAAAAAACAAGGACUUUUUUCAGUGCUAGUAACUGAUCAUUUGUGAGAAGAAAAAAAUAAAGUUACUUAGAAAUUUCAGAGUUUGAAAAGUGGAAAAAUUCAGUUUUAGAAAUUUUCUGAUUAGUCUCAAAAUGUCUUUUCCAGCACAUUUUUGACUUAAAACAUUUCCAAGUUUUAUUUAAAAAAAGUUUGGAGAUUAGUCAAUAUUGUUGAAUUUUUCAGUACUUUUUAUUUCCUCAUAAAUUUUUUAAAAAAAAAAGCAAAAUAUGGCCUGUUUUUUGUUAAUUAGGACAUUUUUUAACUUUCUAAGGAAAAAACAUUCUGAGAUUUAACUCAACUUUUUAGUUUUUUCUAGAAAAAAAACUUCAAGCUCAGAAAUAUCCAAGUUUUUUCUAGAAAAUUUCUGAGAAAGAAUCUCAACAUCUGAGUUUUUUCGGCCUAAAUGCUCCAAUUUGCCGUUGUAAGGGAGAAACAAACAUGUCAGAAGCUUUUUGGGCCAUUUAUAUGUGAUUAGUUUCCAUCCAGACUCAAAAAUGAUUUUAUAUCAUUAAAUACCAACAUGUGAAUUUUUUUCUGCAGCUUUUGCAGGUAUUCUGUCCAGCACGUGACUCUGAUACAUCUAAUGUAUUAAAUGUAAAUAUAUUGUGUAAAAAUAAAUCCAGGGAAGUUAA
This is a messenger RNA of Poeciliopsis prolifica (blackstripe livebearer), 3401 nucleotides long. RefSeq names its product tubulin, gamma complex associated protein 4 (gene tubgcp4). The record is from RefSeq and is a predicted model, not a curated record. Gene Ontology annotation, molecular function: gamma-tubulin binding; microtubule minus-end binding. Gene Ontology annotation, cellular component: gamma-tubulin complex; equatorial microtubule organizing center; spindle pole. Bases 112 to 2115 code for a protein of 667 amino acids. Lineage: Eukaryota; Metazoa; Chordata; Actinopteri; Cyprinodontiformes; Poeciliidae. The transcript is spliced from 18 exons. Gene Ontology annotation, biological process: spindle assembly; meiotic cell cycle; microtubule nucleation.